This is a messenger RNA of Plectropomus leopardus (leopard coralgrouper), 1859 nucleotides long. Lineage: Eukaryota; Metazoa; Chordata; Actinopteri; Perciformes; Serranidae. The record is from RefSeq and is a predicted model, not a curated record.
CAAACACAGUGACACAUCCUGAGUCAUUAGGGAGUAACGCCAGUCAGAGUGAUGACCUGCAUCAAACUAUUUUCUCGAAGACCUCGAAUAAAAGCGGGACUUGUGGUCGGUGCAGCACUCACCUCCUGCAGAUGUUUCCAUGCUGAACUAGUAAGACAGGAAUCCAGCGGACUUCCCAUAAUUCAUCACAGCAAGUAUGUGUGCGACCUCCCACCCAAUCACAGGUUUCCAAUGGGCAAGUUUCCCCGCGUUUUACACUUUCUAAUCAAGGAUCAAGUCAUCACGGAGAAACAGGUGUGGGUCCCUGAAAUUGCCUCCAAAGAUUUACUCAGCUGUGUGCACACAGAGGAAUACUUAAACAACUUCAUGAAUGGCAAAAUAAAUGAGCAAGAACAAAGAAAGACAGGUUUCCCCUGGAGUGACGGCAUAGUGAGACGCUGUCGAUAUGAAACAGGUGGGACUGUUCUGGCUGCUGAAGUAGCUCUGCAGAGGGGUCUGGCCUGCAGCACGGCAGGAGGAACACAUCAUGCUUUUCCGAGCUAUGGCUCAGGGUUUUGUCUCCUUAAUGACUUAGCAGUUGCAGCCAAAUACCUGAUGGGCAUGUCUUCCCUCAAAAGGAAGGUUCUGAUAGUGGAUUUAGAUGUGCAUCAGGGUGAUGGCACUGCUUUUAUUUUUAAAGAGGAGCCGUGUGUGUUUACAUUCUCAGUGCAUUGUGGGAAAAACUUCCCCCUCCGUAAACAACAGAGUGACCUAGAUGUGAGCAUGGAAGAUGGGCUGGAGGACAAGGAGUACCUCUCCACAGUGGAGGCACACCUCCCCUGGCUGCUGGAGACAUUUCGUCCAGACUUGGUUCUGUACGACGCAGGUGUCGACCCUCACUGGGAGGAUGAACUCGGGAGGCUCCGUCUCACUGACCAAGGGCUGUAUCAGAGAGAUGUGUACGUGAUGAAGACUGUGGUGAGCAGAGGCAUUCCCGUAGCUGCUGUUAUCGGAGGAGGAUACUCGAGAGACAUCGACAAACUGGCCAUCAGACACUCAAUCGUCCACAGAGCAGCGACUCAGGUUUGGAGGGAGUGUCGGAUGUAAAACCAUCAUGCCCGAAAUCAAGGACCCUCAAAGUAUACCUGCUACUUGAGCUUUAGGAGCCAAUGCCAAUAUUAAAGGAAUACCCCCUCCCCCACCCCCCACCCCUAAAUGACCACAUGUAUCAAUGACUCCCCUCGUGUCACGUUUAAUUCAUGAUUUUCUCACAUGCCUCCAGUGACGAAGAAUCCAAAACAGAGAAAAUACUUAAUGAAUGCGGGCCACAUUUAACAAUGGCAAACCUACAUGUCAAAACAACAAUUUCUCACGCAACUCAUGUAGUCUAACAUAAGUCUCAUUUAUCCAGUCGUGUGCUGAAUACAUCCAAAACACAAUUUUUUGUAAAAAGCUUAAUAUUUAAAACUUAACUGAAAGUGAAACAUAUCUACACUGUACACUAUUCUGUAUAAAACCAGAUUCCACUGACAAAAGCUGUAAUUUUACCUCGCUGAACACAGAAGCUGCUGGUCUGCCAUGGACUAGAUCAGUUAGUUUUUGACUUUUUAUGUUUAGAGGGGUUAGCUUUGAUUCACCAAAGUCACAUAUUAACACAAGCAAUCUACCAAUCAAGGCAGUGGUAGACGAGCAGCUCUCAUGUUUGACAAGGUCAAAUGUCUUUAUCUUUGGAGUCUGGCUUUGAAGGGAGCAUAGAUAAGGUUCACUUUAUGUUCAGCUCCCCAUUGUUAAAGGCUGUCUGUUUGGUAAGUACUGUUACCGCCACCGUUGAAUAAAUGAGACUUGGAUUGUUCUGCAUGAGUUGUGUGAGAGUUUGAAAA